AUGCAUUUUCUUGGUUGUUUUAACUUAAUUGAAGAGUAUCGUAAUAAGUUAAUAACUUAUCAGUAUGGCUUUGUAAGAGAUAUUAUUGUAUACCAUUUAACCAAAAGCUUAGAAGGUAUCAAAUGUUUACGUGAGGAUUUGGAAAGUAUGAAAUCUCUAACUGAAGCGCCAGAAUGUAUGAAUGCAACUCUUUAUAAAGGAUUUCAACAGUUUAAUUGUAAAAAAUGUGAAUAUUGA
Molecule: messenger RNA, 237 nt
Organism: Heterobilharzia americana
Lineage: Eukaryota; Metazoa; Platyhelminthes; Trematoda; Strigeidida; Schistosomatidae
Source: the annotation of a GenBank genome assembly